Molecule: messenger RNA, 1167 nt
Organism: Melanaphis sacchari
Lineage: Eukaryota; Metazoa; Arthropoda; Insecta; Hemiptera; Aphididae
Product: methionyl-tRNA formyltransferase, mitochondrial
Exons: 5
Coding region: 56-1123 (355 amino acids)
Biological process (GO): biosynthetic process; conversion of methionyl-tRNA to N-formyl-methionyl-tRNA
Cellular component (GO): mitochondrion
Molecular function (GO): methionyl-tRNA formyltransferase activity
Source: RefSeq, a predicted model, not a curated record
UAUUUUUCAAAGGUUUUAUAAUAUAAAUUAACGUUAAAUUAGUGUUUAUAAUAAAAUGAACAGUAAUUUAUUCAAACUAGGCGGUUUCAAGAUUCGCAAAAAUUUACUCGUUGUGUUAGGAAAAUCAAUCUCACAUUCAGCUGUUUCAUUGAAAAAUAAAUGCGGUUCUAAAGGUCCUCCUUGGCGCAUUAUGUUUUUUGGCAAUGAUGAUUUUUCGGUCAAAAGUCUCCAAAUGUUAACAUCCAAAAUGAGAACACAAACUAUUAUUUCUAAGGUAGAUGUUGUUACAACUUCCACAGGCAAUGGUAUAAAUGUCAGAAAUUUUGCAAAAGAAGAAAAAUUAGACAUAUAUGAUUGGCCUAUUAAUACAACAAUAUUGGAUGGAAAAUAUGAUAUUGGAGUGGUUGUAUCUUUUGGACGAUUAAUACCAGAGAAAAUUAUAAAAUGUUUUCCACUAGGAAUGAUCAAUGUACAUGCUAGUCUUUUGCCCAGAUGGCGAGGAGCUGCACCUAUAGUAUAUACUAUACUUAACGGUGAUUUAACAUCUGGAGUAACAAUAAUGAAAAUUCAUCCUCGUAGGUUUGAUAUUGGUGAAAUUGUUAAACAGCAUAGUUGUUCAGUUGAUAAAGAUGAAACAGCUGAUGAACUAAAAAAGAAACUAUCAAAUAUGGGUGGAAGUUUGUUAAUUGAUUCAUUUAAAGAAUUAAAAAGGAAUUUAAGAUACGCAAUACCACAAUCUGAAAAUGGGAUAACAUACGCACCAAAAGUGGACAAAAAUCUAUCUAUUAUUAAUUGGGAUUUAAUGGAUUCGAAUUCAGUUUAUAACAGAUAUCGAGCAUUAUGUGGUUUGUGGCCAUUAAUAACCAUUUGGCACGGGACAUCUAUAAAGCUAUUUAAAGUAUGCAAUUAUCAUAUGAUAAAUAUAGAUACUCAAUUAAAUCCAGGAGAUUUAAUGUAUGAUAAGCGAAAACAAAAAUUAACUGUUAAAUGUGGCGGAAAAGGAGGUUUUGUGUCAAUUGAAAAACUUAAAAUUCCCGGACAUAAAACAAUGUCGGGUAAAGAUUUCUUCAAUGGUUUUGUUUACAUGAAACCAAAAAAUGAACGAAAAUUUGAUAGUAGAUAGCAAUUUGAUUUAAAUGUAUAAAUUUACAAUUAAAAAAUCCUAUA